Pteronotus mesoamericanus is the source of this 2616-nucleotide messenger RNA. RefSeq names its product vacuolar protein sorting 36 homolog (gene VPS36). Gene Ontology annotation, cellular component: late endosome membrane; ESCRT II complex. Lineage: Eukaryota; Metazoa; Chordata; Mammalia; Chiroptera; Mormoopidae. The transcript is spliced from 14 exons. Bases 79 to 1239 code for a protein of 386 amino acids. Gene Ontology annotation, biological process: protein transport to vacuole involved in ubiquitin-dependent protein catabolic process via the multivesicular body sorting pathway. Gene Ontology annotation, molecular function: phosphatidylinositol-3-phosphate binding; ubiquitin binding. The record is from RefSeq and is a predicted model, not a curated record.
CCGCGGGCCGCCCAGUGCUCACUAGCCGGCCGCGAGCGGCUGCGCGGGCGAGCAGCGGGGGCCGGCCCGGAGGAGACCAUGGACCGCUUCGUGUGGACCAGCGGCCUCCUGGAGAUCAACGAGACGCUGGUGAUCCAGCAGCGCGGGGUGCGCAUCUACGACGGCGAGGAGAAGAUAAAAUUUGAUGCAGGGACCCUUCUUCUUAGUACCCACCGACUGAUUUGGAGAGAUCAGAAGAAUCAUGAAUGCUGCAUGGCCGUCCCGCUGUCCCAGAUGGUGUUCAUUGAGGAGCAGGCGGCUGGAAUUGGGAAAAGUGCCAAAAUAGUGGUUCACCUUCACCCGGCUCCUGCGGACAAAGAGCUGGGCCCCUUCCAGAGCAGCAAGAGCUCCUACAUCAAGCUCUCCUUCAAGGAGCACGGCCAGAUCGAGUUUUACAGGCGUUUGUCUGAGGAAAUGACGCAGAGACGAUGGGAGAACAUGCCCGUGUCCCAGUCCUUCCAGGCCAACCGAGGACCCCAGCCAGGAAGAAUAAGGGCCGUAGGAAUUGUAGGUAUUGAAAGGAAACUGGAAGAAAAAAGAAAAGAAACCGACAAAAACAUUUCUGAGGCCUUUGAAGACCUCAGCAAGUUAAUGAUCAAGGCUAAAGACAUGGUGGAGCUGUCGAAGUCCAUUGCUAAUAAGAUUAAAGACAAGCAGGGAGACAUCACAGAAGAUGAGACCAUCAGGUUUAAGUCCUAUUUGCUGAGCAUGGGAAUAGCUAACCCAGUUACCAGGGAGACCUGCGGCUCCGGCACCCAGUACCACAUGCAGCUGGCUAAACAGCUGGCUGGGAUAUUGCAGGCGCCUUUGGAGGAACGGGGCGGCAUCAUGUCGCUCACGGAGGUAUACUGCUUGGUAAACAGAGCUCGGGGGAUGGAGUUGCUCUCACCAGAAGACUUGGUGAACGCAUGCAAGAUGCUGGAGGCUCUGAAACUACCUCUCAGGCUCCGAGUGUUUGACAGCGGCGUCAUGGUCAUUGAGCUUCAGUCCCACAAGGAAGAGGAAAUGGUGGCCUCGGCCCUGGAGACGGUUUCAGAAAAGGGUUCCCUAACCUCGGAGGAGUUUGCCAAGCUUGUGGGCAUGUCUGUCCUCCUGGCUAAGGAAAGGUUGCUUCUUGCAGAGAAGAUGGGCCACCUUUGCCGAGACGACUCAGUGGAAGGCUUGCGGUUUUACCCAAAUUUAUUUAUGACACAGAGCUAAGAGUUCUUUCUAUUUUAAGUACUUCCUAUCCUGGUACUUGUGUUAUGUAGAGUUUGUAUGAUAUUGAGCUAAGAAUAAACGCCGAUAAACUGAGAAUUCACUGGAGCUCUGCGGUACCAUAUACAACCCUUUUAAUGUCUCCCAAAAUGUUAGGGUUUAGGAAGUUGGUUUAGGAAAAAUAUAAAAAAAAUACAGGAAAAUGAAUGCCAAUGUGAAUUUGAAAUCAUGCGACCGUUGUAUAGAACCCUCACAGGGUAACCUGAGAUAUGGUGGAUUUUAACUUGACCGUCCGAUCCAACCAUUUUUUUAAAGAAAGGAAUUUAGUUCAUGGGGGAAGAAAAAGAAAGUUGCAUGUUUGGACAGGUUAGGUCGUUAUUUUUGUGUGACUAGAAUGUACUGAAUUGUACGUAAGUGAAGUUUUCCUGGGCCUCGUGUGCCGGUCUCUGGGCGGUUCCUGUGAGGCAAGCCCCGCCACCGUGUCCCCGAAGGGCCUGACAGCAUCGGGACGAGGCGUCCACGCGCAGGUCGCCCAGAGGGCUGCUGCCCGGCUUUCCCGCGGAGGCGGUCACGGCCGGGGCUGCACCAGCCAAGGGAAGCACCUACAAAAGGGGGGAAUGUUGUUUGACUUACGUAUGUAUUAUCUGACUCGUUUCUUUUUUUUUUUUCCUAAAGUGACGAUUUCAUGCCUGGCAUGUAAAGAAUGCAACUAUGUCAUUUUGUUUAAAAAGUGCUGUGGAUUUUGAAACUGAAUUAAAGAGCUGUUUAGGCGUGCCCAGAGGUGUGAGUGCAAAUCCGGGAAGUGGAGGCUCAGGGAUCCCCUGGGGUCCCGUGUGAGUGGGGCGGCUGGGAGCGCCCUGGACCAGCUUAGGGACCUAGGUGCCCUUUGACCUCAGGGCUAAGGAGGGGAGCAUAGGAGUGGAAAAGUAUGUCUCCUUUUCUUUCCCUCAAGGAGUCUCCACACUGAACUCUUCAAAAUCUUGCUAUCGUAUCCUAGCAAUUAUUUUUCUCCAUCCCCAUCCAUAAUAUGUCGUAUGGAGAAACCUUCCUGCUGGAAAGUGUUACAGAGGGGACAAAAACUGGCAGGUACUGAAUUUCCAUGGCCCGGGUGUUCGGGUGGGCCCCCCGACUUCCUGCGUCACUGCUGCACAGCACACGGUACGCAGGAAUCUCCUUCGGCUCAGGGGUCCCACAGCCAGAGGGGACCCUCUUCCUGAGCCUGAGUCACGGGGCAAGGGACUGAGGGGCUUUGGCCACGUCUCCUAAGGGUGGGCUCUGCGUGGCGGGAACACUGACACUGAGACCCCGAGGAGGCGGCCCCCAGGGUCACACUCCGGGGUCCCUGGGAUGUCCCCACUGAGCGAGGAGCCGCUGCAGGUG